This is a messenger RNA of Cydia pomonella (codling moth), 5533 nucleotides long. RefSeq lists its product as uncharacterized. Gene Ontology annotation, cellular component: cytosol; ESCRT I complex. The transcript has 9 exons. NCBI's taxonomy places the organism in Eukaryota, Metazoa, Arthropoda, Insecta, Lepidoptera, Tortricidae. Bases 301 to 1308 code for a protein of 335 amino acids. The record is from RefSeq and is a predicted model, not a curated record. Gene Ontology annotation, biological process: endosome to lysosome transport via multivesicular body sorting pathway; virus maturation; regulation of epidermal growth factor receptor signaling pathway.
GCAGCACCGCCCGUCGCUGCCAAACCUGCCAUUGCCAUUUUAUUUCGACUGAGUUUUGUUGUCAUAAUAUUUUAAUGAAAUUAUAAAAUAAUCUUAACAUAAUAACUUUAAUAGUACAAUGUGGCACAACGUGAUAGUGUAAUUGAUUUUUUAGAAGUUUUAAUUCAAAGUAUUUCAUUAUAAUUUGUUUACAUAUCCCGUUAAGUGGUUCAUUGUUUGAAGGAUACAAUCGAAAAGAAAGAGGUCUCAGCAUCUCGCAGGGACUCGUGAUGUCAUAAAUUGAACCCGAACGAUGUAACAAUGUCGCGCGUACUCAGCGCGCUGAACGGGGCGCUGCCGGACUCACGGCCGCUGCUCUCGCUCCAAAUAGUUGAGACUGUCGCCAAGUGCCCCGCCGGAUAUGUCGCCGUCAGCAGGACCUACGACGAGGACGCCGACGCCGGGCUCUUGCGGCAGAACGGGCUGUUCGGCAAGAAGCCCACUCAUUACAUCUGCCUGUCCAAGUCUGAAGGCGUCCCAGGCUACGUGAUGGACGGCAUAGCAGUGGUCGGCGAACGCGAGGCGGCCCCGCCUGGCUACAGCGUGGCCGGGCGGGCGGGCAAGCGGCGUUUAUGUACACGAGUGUCAAGAGGGGCGGCAGAGCCGCGCCUGCCACCCGUGACGGACGUGAUCGUAUGCUCGCGGAUGCGGCAGGCGCCGCGAGGAUUCAUAUUAGCUGGUGAGAUAAACGGCAAGAUGGUAUGCUACAAAGUUGGCGACGGUAGCGUCGAGUCCUCGCCGACGCACGUGCAGAAUGAGUACGAGAACGUCGUCUCCAGUACUACUCCCGAGGCCAAUAGAAGUUCUAUAUCUUCGAAACUGUAUCACGACAUCUUAGUAUGGACAAAUAGACUGCGAGCGGCGCCCGAGAGGCCCCCGAAACUGUCCCCAAUCAUAUCAGACUUGAAGAACAUGAACGUGAGCGCGUACCCGAACAUCGAGGAUUUCACCACGGGCCACGAUUACGAGGCCUUGAGUCCGUCUUACAACAUCAAACCGGCGAGGCCGGCACCCAGGCCCCCGAGCGAGUCCCCGGUGACGUCACCGCCGCCGCCGAUCCGCAAGAAGGGCCCCGCGCCGCUCCCGCGCAACAACUACCAGACGCUCGGCGGCUACAGCGGCCUCGAGGGUGUGCCGUUCGUGCUCAACCCGAGGCUCAGGGGGCUGCCCGACGAUGCUCUAACUCAGUUUCCGAUGAUCAAAAAGCGUACUCGCUUCGAACUGGACCGGGACUACUCCUACUCCUUCACCGCGGAGCGGCAGACGUGAGACGACCAGAAAAGCACCUUAAACACGGGCACACAAGGCUCAGUUUGACAUGGCGGUGGUGGUGUAGCGUAUGAACUUUUUUUUAAACAGGUGCUUAGCUUAUUCAUUCGCUGCGGAGCCGCAGACGUGACACAGAAAAGCACCUUAAACACGGGCGCAUAAGGCUCAGAUUGACAUGGCGGUAACGGAGGUAUUUUUGCAUAUGAUUGUGAAUUAGGUACAUUACAGAUAGGUGAAAACUAGUGCUGUUGAGCACUGUGUAUCAUAUAUGAUACAUCAAUUUUAUAUCUGUAACGUAUAUGAUACAUCAAUUUCUAAUUGUAUCAUAAAUGAUACAUCAAUCAAAGUCUACGCUGAUGUGCGUAAUUAUUCAAAGUACUAUUCUAUAAUAAAUAACAUAUUUUACUAAUGAAAUAUUAAUGGACUCCGGCACAUAAGAGUAGACAAACGAAUUAUUAAGUAUUGGCAAAAUUGUACGUAGGACUCAUGACUUGAAUGACUUUUCUCUUUGACAAAAAGUUAAAAUUCAAAUUGUAAUUUUUUCGUGGAUCAUUUUCACACAGUCAUUAAAAACGUCUCCCUACCUGACAUUGUGUGUAUAGCCAGUAAUAGAUAUUCAUAUCAUAUCUGUUCCUAAUUAUUACGUAACUACGCCAAUACCAAAGAUACAUUGAUUUAUUACGAUGUCAAUUUUUAGAAUGAAUUGUAACAGAGAGUUAAAGUCUAAGAAAAAAACGUGCCCCUUAGUUCGACAUCCAAAACAGAUGGCGCUGUACUGCGCCAUAUGUUUUGCUGUCACUGAAUUGUCAACCGCCGAUUUUUGACAAUCAGUUACCGAAAAAUGUAUGGAGCUGUACAGCGCCAUCUCGUUUACCUGUCAAAUUCGAAACAUUUUCUUACAACAAAUUUUCUUAGAUUAUACACAUCUUACUCAAUCAAUGUAUAUUUGCGUAUUAGAGCGAUAGAGAGGCAGAUAACGCAAUAUCGAUUUUCGUGUUUUCCUUUGCUGUCGGAAAGUUUGCAGAAUUGAGAAAUUUACACAUUUUCGGAAACUUUCAUAUUUUUGUGUGGUUUUCAUAAAGAGUUUUCCUUUUUUUUUCUGUGAAAUAUCCUUGAAUAUUUCUAAGUUUCGGACACUUUCCGUACCUUCCACAUCUAACAUAUGUACAUGUAACAUAAUCAAGUAAAUAAUUGAAUACAAAAAAGACUGGCGGGAAUGAAUUUGGGUAAGGUUCACAUUAUUAUGUAUUGUUAUUUUACUUAUUGUACACAUCCGGGUACCUGUACCACGAGCAAAUAAUUAAACCUUGUACUACUAAAAUAAUAUAAGUUUUGAUUAACAACUUUAAAAAAUUAUGAAAUCUUUACAUUUUAUCUUUUUCAUACAAAUUUAAUAUUAUUUUCAAUGUACGCUGACAUAAAUGUGUUUGACGUUACUUGUCACGCUUUAAACAUAACAAAAUUCGCAAUACAUUGCAUCUUAGAAUUAACUUCAAUGUGUAAUAAAAAUCAAAACGUAUGUUAUUUUUAAAAGUUGCUUAACAAAUGUUGGUCAGUUUGAGGAGUACAACCUACAGUUUUUUUUUUUAUAUAUACUACGUCGGUGGCAAACAAGCACACGGCCUUCCUGAUGGUAAGCAGUAUCCGUAGCCUAUGUACGCCUGUAACUCCAGAGGAGUUACAUGCGCGUUGCCGACCCUAACCCUCUCCCACCCCUCGUUGAGCUCUAGCAACCUUAAGAAACAACACUAUGAGUAGGGUCUAGUGUUAUUUGGCUGCGGUUUUCUGUAAGGUGGAGGUACUUCCCCAGUUGGGCUCUGCUCUAGAUCUGGAAUGACAUCCGCUGUGCUGUGCCCUACACAAAAAGCAAGAUGACAUUCACAAUGCCCAUACCUCUCUUUAAAAAAAAAGUUAAAUUUAUUGCUCCUGUUACAGGAAACGCCCGGUAAAAAAUAUGAGAUUUUUCAUCCCUUUUGUAGGUAUCGUUAACUUUGUAGAAUAUGUAAAUGGGUAGGUUUGGUUUUUGUAAUACACCGAUUUUAUAAAUAAAUAAAUAUUAUAGGACAUUAUUACACAAAUUGACUAAGUCCCACAGUAAGCUCAAUAAGGUUUGUGUUGAGGGUACUUAGACAACGAUAUAUAUAAUAUAUAAAUAUUUAUAAAUACUUAAAUACAUAGAAAACACCCAAACAACAAAUAUCCAUGCUCAUCACACGAAUACAUGCCCUUACCAGGAUUUGAACCCGGGACCAUCGGCUUCGUAGGCAGGGUCACUACCCACUAGGCCAAACUAAAUAUCCUGGUAAGGGCAUUUAUUCGUGUGAUGAGCAUGGAUAUUUGUUCCUGAGUCAUGGGUGUUUUCUAUGUAUUUAAGUAUUUAUAAAUAUUUAUAUAUUAUAUAUAUCGUUGUCUAAGUACCCUCAACACAAGCCUUAUUGAGUUUACUGUGGGACUUAGUCAAUUUGUGACGUUACUUGUCACGCUUUAAACAUAACAAAAUUCGCAAUACAUUGCAUCUUAGAAUUAACUUCAAUGUGUAAUAAAAAUCAAAACGUAUGUUAUUUUUAAAAGUUGCUUAACAAAUGUUGGUCAGUUUGAGGAGUACAACCUACAGUUUUUUUUUUUAUAUAUACUACGUCGGUGGCAAACAAGCACACGGCCUUCCUGAUGGUAAGCAGUAUCCGUAGCCUAUGUACGCCUGUAACUCCAGAGGAGUUACAUGCGCGUUGCCGACCCUAACCCUCUCCCACCCCUCGUUGAGCUCUAGCAACCUUAAGAAACAACACUAUGAGUAGGGUCUAGUGUUAUUUGGCUGCGGUUUUCUGUAAGGUGGAGGUACUUCCCCAGUUGGGCUCUGCUCUAGAUCUGGAAUGACAUCCGCUGUGCUGUGCCCUACACAAAAAGCAAGAUGACAUUCACAAUGCCCAUACCUCUCUUUAAAAAAAAAGUUAAAUUUAUUGCUCCUGUUACAGGAAACGCCCGGUAAAAAAUAUGAGAUUUUUCAUCCCUUUUGUAGGUAUCGUUAACUUUGUAGAAUAUGUAAAUGGGUAGGUUUGGUUUUUGUAAUACACCGAUUUUAUAAAUAAAUAAAUAUUAUAGGACAUUAUUACACAAAUUGACUAAGUCCCACAGUAAGCUCAAUAAGGUUUGUGUUGAGGGUACUUAGACAACGAUAUAUAUAAUAUAUAAAUAUUUAUAAAUACUUAAAUACAUAGAAAACACCCAAACAACAAAUAUCCAUGCUCAUCACACGAAUACAUGCCCUUACCAGGAUUUGAACCCGGGACCAUCGGCUUCGUAGGCAGGGUCACUACCCACUAGGCCAAACUAAAUAUCCUGGUAAGGGCAUUUAUUCGUGUGAUGAGCAUGGAUAUUUGUUCCUGAGUCAUGGGUGUUUUCUAUGUAUUUAAGUAUUUAUAAAUAUUUAUAUAUUAUAUAUAUCGUUGUCUAAGUACCCUCAACACAAGCCUUAUUGAGUUUACUGUGGGACUUAGUCAAUUUGUGUACUAAUGUCCUAUAAUAUUUAUUUAUUUAUCUUGGGAUUAGUUGUCAAGCGGACCCCAGGCUCCCAUGAGCCGUGGCAAAAUGCCGCGACAACGCGAGGAAGAAGAUAUUUAUAUUUUUGGUGUAUUACAAAAACUGUAGCAAAGACACAUUGAUUGAGUAAGAUGCGUAAAAUCGUAAGACAAUCUCGUGCUUCGUAUUUGACAGGUAAACGAGAUGGCGCUGCACAGCUCCAUACAUUUUCCGGUAACUGAUUGUCAAAAGUCGACGUUUGAAAAUUCAGUGACCGUAAAAGAUGGCGCAGUACAGCGCCAUCUGUUUUGGACGUCAAACUAACAGGCGCGUUUUUUUCUUACAAUUUGCCUCUGUAUUACAAUCAAUUCUAUUUGACCGUGGUGUAUAAUGGACAUAAUAGAUGUACAGAAAUAUGAAUAAUCUAACUGCCUUAAUAGUUGAAAUGGUGAGUCAUUUUAGUUUAUCAUUAUAAUAGACGCAAUAAUGUUAUUUUAAGUAGGUUGGAUGAAAUAGAAUAGGUAGCAUUAUAGGAAAAUGUAAUUAUGAGUCGUGUUGCCAUAAACAAUAACUAAUAUAAAUAAAAACUGUGUUUGUAUUGUCAAUGAAUAAAAUAAAAUAUCCUGAACAGGGAUGCCACGAAUGUCAUAUUCUUCACAUUCGCGAAUGCGAAUACGAAUGUCCGAGUACGAAUACGAAUGUUACGGAA